This is a messenger RNA of Pocillopora verrucosa, 3580 nucleotides long. NCBI's taxonomy places the organism in Eukaryota, Metazoa, Cnidaria, Anthozoa, Scleractinia, Pocilloporidae. The record is from RefSeq and is a predicted model, not a curated record.
UGCACCACGUGAAAAGCAAGGAAGUCUUUCGCUGAGUUGUAAUUGUGUGAAUGGUGACGAAUGGUGAGUUCUGGGUGCCGAAGAUUUCUCACAUGCAGAGAUCUGCUUCUCCUAGAGGUGUUCGUGUUGGGAAAUCGUUUUUCGAACUGUGGGCUGUCUUUUUGAGGAGGAACAGCGAACGAAACGCUUCGUGCAGAUAUCGUAAUGAAAUCAGCUCAGACGAAGAUCACCGAUGAAAAGGAGGAGAAUCAGAACAUCACGGUCGAUGGAAAGUUUUCAUUCGAAAACGAUAGCCAUCUUCGAACAGUCUUCGAUGCUCUAAACGAACAACGAAACAGCACGCGCUUUUGUGAUGCAGUGUUGAAGGUUGGCGAACGAGAGAUUAGGGGCCACCGAUCUAUUUUGGUCGCAGCCGUACCUAAAAUCCUCGAUAGACAAGUCAAGAAAGGUGAUACCGAGUUUAUAGUCGAUUUGGAAGGGUUAGAUCCUAACGCUGUGGAAGUUUUGGUGGAAUUUGUGUACACGGGCAAGCUCCUUGUCACUUCAGACGGCGUUCUGAACUUAUUCCAAGCCGCCAAAAGUCUUGGCAUGAAACAAGUUCAGGACUCAUCGGAGAAGUUUAUUCUCGAGAAAAUUCUUCCGCUGAAUUGGAUUGCUCUGAGAUCGUUCGCGGAGGGAAACGACUGCCCUAAUUUGAUGACGGCAAUCGACGAAUUUAUAGCGCACAACGUGGAGGACAUCUUCCAUAAGAAGGACUUUUUCCAGUUACCUCGGCUGCAGAUCGAACUUGCAACUACAAAUAACAGACCAGAAGAAAACAUUGAUCCGGUAAAUCUUUGCCAAAUGGCCUUAACGUGGGCACAGAAGCAGCUAGAGCAAGGAAAUAUCAGCUUGAGAGAACUAUUGGAGAAAACCCACAUUAUGUUCCUGACAGCCAAUGAGGAAUUAAAAGAGUGCACUAUAGAAGAUCUUGACUCUGGAGAUGAAAAAUCCAAGCUUAUCAUCACAGAGGCUCAACGUGAAUACAUCCGCUACACGUCACUUGAGCAGCUGGCUAAAGCUGAGGCAAGCACCAGUGAAGAUGAAGAGGAAUUGAUUGUUUUGAUGGAAAACAACAACAACAAAAGAAACAGAAACACUCAUAUGAUUCAGGAUUUCAAUGUGAUUGGUGCCACUCAAACCAGUGACAGUGGCUGUGUGGGUGUUGCUCAUGUCGAAGGGAUGCUGGUAGCCAUAUCCAUUCAUAGUCAAGCCCCAACAUGUGCUAACAUGUCAGACUCUGGUGACUCCUGCUGCUCCGGAGAAGAAUGGGUGCUCAUAGCCCCAAUGAGCAGAGGUCGCUGUAGUGUGGGAGCAGUCGAACUAAAUGGAAAGCUGUAUGCCAUUGGUGGUUAUGAUAGGGGCGACUGUCUAAACACAGUGGAACAGUAUGAUUGUGAGACAAAUGAGUGGAUGCCUGUCACAAGCAUGAACUCGCAUAGGGGACGGCUGGAGUCAGAAGUGGUGAAUGGGAAGAUAUUUGCCAUAGGAGGCUCCAAUGGAAACACUGAACUCAACACCAUGGAAACUUACGAUGAAUCUACCAACAUUUGGAGCUUUGGACCCCCCAUGAUACAAAGCCGAUGCAGUUUUGGAACAGGAGUUGUUGAUGGAUGCAUUUAUGCAGUUGGGGGCUACCAAGGUCCCAGAAACCUGAAAAGUGUUGAAGUUUAUAGUCCAGAGAAAGGGGAGUGGGCCAGGGUGUCCCCAAUGAACACAGAGAGAAACAACCUGUGUGUGGAAGCCUUGAAUGGAAAGCUAUAUGCAAUUGGGGGGUACAAUGGAUGGACUUGUUUCAAUACUGUGGAGUGCUAUGACCCUGAAGAAGAUCGAUGGUAUUUGGUUCCACCCAUGAAGACAGCCCGUCGGGGGGCUGGUGCAGCAGCACUUCAUGGUAAAUUGUUUGUGAUUGGUGGAUCUGAUGGCACGAAUUUCCUCAACAGCGUAGAGUGCUAUGAUCCCUCAACUGAUGAGUGGAAAACAGUGGCUAGUUUGAACAUUCCCCGCCAUAAUGUUGGAACUGUGGUCAUUAAAGACCACAUCUACACUGUGGGAGGUUUUGGUGGCACGUCAUUUCUGAAGAGCAUUGAAUGUUAUGACGCAAAAAAUGACAAAUGGAACUGUUUUGUUAGUUCCGAUUGAGAGAUUAGUUCAUUCAGAAACUGCAGCAUCGGCAUCUAUCUUGAUUACAAAACAAUUAUAAAAGAGUGGACUUCAUUUUAAUCCUGGAAAGGAUAUUGAUUUAGUUUUUCAUUGUAUUUGUAUUUGAGCUUCCUGGAUAGGUUUUGGAAGUAUAUUAUUUUUAAUAUUAAUUUAUUAAUUUAUUAGAGGUAGAUUUUAUAAGAUUUUGUAUUUUAGAGUUGAUGAACAUAGUUUAGUCCACCACUUUUCCAAAAAAAGUACAAACCAUGAGUGAUGCAAUCCUCCUUCAUUAACAUCAGUGAUUUUUCAGCCUUUGUAUUUUCAACCAUACCUAUAAUACAUUUAUCCUUGCAGAUUUGGUGCUUGCUCCUGACAAUAUUUUAUUUUAAAGUGACUCAUUUUCAGUCACAUUAAAAUUGAGGCUUUAGUGGAACUGAACUGAGUUUUUCACAUUUAGCCUGGAAAAGAUUACAGAAAUGUGAAACCUGUACUUAAUAUAUAAAUACUGUUAGAAAAAGGCAAACAAGCUCAGCUCAACUUAAAACAUGAGCUGUUAGUUGUUGAUUUGUACCUUUGUGGUGAUGCAGAAUGUUACAGUAGAUUCCAUAAUUUAACCUCUGUUAUGUCUGGUUAUCAGAGUUUUUGUUGGAAAACACAUUGGAGUUUGGAACUCAUGAAAGUUGACAUAAUUUAUUUAAAUUGGCAGAAUUUUAGCAGUAAUCUGGGAUCUGUCAGUGAACCCAAAGACAAAUUUGUGAUUUGAUUUUAGAGUUACAUUAAGGUUUUAAGUUAUUUGAUGUUAGUUGUUGAUUAGUUGACUGCUUAAAAUUUUCUUGCCAAUCAAAAACAAUUUACAGAGUGUUUCUAAUUUAAGUCGUGUUUUGAAACGAGAAAGAAAGAGAAGAGAAAGUUAUUUAGAGUUAAUGACUGGUCAAAAGUCAACAAAUAUUGAAUGGCAUGGACUUGAUUCAAUUUUUUCCUGCAGUUUCUUGUUUACUAUUAUGCUUAACUUAAAAACCUUAAAAACAUUGGCAUGUUAGGGAGCAGCUGAAUUAUGUAAUUUUUAGUAAACAAUGUGACGUGAAUUUUAUUCAGCUUGCUUUAGCUUAAUCACGUCAUCUUGAAGGGAGAGGAUAUGCCCUCUAGUGUACAACUACUGAUAUUUAUUAACACAUUGGUUGAGAUGCUCUGUGUUUUGGGGACGAAGUGUUGAAGAGCCAGAGUGACUGCUGAAAAAUGAUAUUUGAAGACUUUCACAGUAAAUGUAACACUAUUUAAAUAAGCAUUGAGUAAACCCAUCUAUGUGGUUGCAAAAACUUUUUUAAACAUUUUGACAUGCAAGGACUUGUUUAAGAUACUAUGUCUUUGCAUGAGUGUGAAUAAAAUAUGAUUAGUGAAA